Molecule: messenger RNA, 5847 nt
Organism: Symbiodinium natans
Lineage: Eukaryota; Dinophyceae; Suessiales; Symbiodiniaceae
Source: the annotation of a GenBank genome assembly
AUGGCUUUCUCUGCCUUUGUCACAGCCCUGCGGGUGCUCCGGGGCCGUGGUGAAGUCUCGCAGCAGUACCUUGGACGAAAAACGAGAUUGAGGGGCUUUUUUGAGGUUGAAGGGCUGCGUGACUGCGUGUGCCUUUAUGCAACCGAUGGGCUUCGAAUCAACGUCGUCGACUUUCUUGCGCAACAGGGAGUGUUUCUUUGCAUUACAGAACCGUGUCACAAGGUGUUUUGUUCGACCUCUGUGGCCGUUCUCCAAAGUUACCCAUGUGGCCUGUACCUGUCCCUGCGUGUUUUCGCAAACACGGGCAGGCUUUCGGAGCAAGCAAAGUUUGUACUGAUGCUGGCAGAGCUGCUGCUGGCAGAUGCAGACAGGCUGGGGGCUAGGAAGGCGGCCGCCUUGCGUGAUUUUGCAUCCGCAGUGUUGGAGGCCCCUUUGGGUGGGGUGUUGUGGUUCAUCGAUGUGGGACGAGCUUACUCCAUGAGGAGGGAGGGGCUGGAGAAAGUGAGCGAUGGCUUCAGUCUCGGGCAUCACUCAACUCUGAUUUCGGGCUUCGCAGCAGUGAAGCAGCUGCUGGUACGACUUCAAUUGCAUAUGAGCAUGGAGAGCUUACUGCGUACCCUUGGCCUACGGAGGACACCUUCUCGGCCGACUCUGGCAGCACCCAACCAUGGCUCGCCACGCAACCUGACCGCCAUCAGCGGGGCAUUCUGCGAAGCUCAGGUGGCGGUGCUCGAUCGCCUGAUGGAGUUGCCGCCGCCCCUCGUGCAGACGGCGCCAUCCCAGUGGCCGCCAAUGGGCCGACAGGACCCGAACGUAGUUGCUGACCUGGAUGCCAUCGAGGCGCUGUACGGCAAGGAGUCCGUGCAGGAACAUGCAGACCGCACGGAGAUAACCGUGCAGGACCUGUCAGUGGUCAUCCGAUUCGACAGCACAGAUCCUCGCCGAGUCACGGCACGUGCUGUGGGAUCAGGGGCAACGACAGGCGAUGAGGCCGUUGCAAACACCUGCUUUGCGACCCUGCAGAGGUUUCGACGUGGUUCACUGGGCGUUCUGGAGGCGGUGCAGCUGGCCGCGACCACGCGGCAUGCAGAUGAGCCCCUACCGAGUUUGGACUCACUUCUCCUGGCUUCGCCACCAUCACGGUGGCUGGGCCUCCGUCCGGAGACAGCUGGCACGACCCUGGAGUUAUUUAACCCACGCGACGUGGCCCAACAUGCGGCAGAACAGCUCCACAAGUAUCUCUCUAGCCAUGAGCGUUUUGAGCCUGCCGGCAAAGCGGAGAUCGUCGUCCAUGAACGCCUCGCCGAGCGCUUCGCCGCGGCUCUCGCCCUGCAGCGGGCCGUAGCCAAAGUGCCCACGACGCCGAGCCUGGCUUUCCACGGCGCUCCGGGCCAGGAUGUGCUGCGAAGUAUCUGCCGGCGUGGUUUUCUCAUGCCUGGCGAUUGGAUUGAAGGCACUCCGGACUUCGUCCCCACGGCCCACGGCAAUGUCAAAGGCAUGGGGGUUUACACCUCUCCGUGCUUGGACACCGCCGCGCGUUACUCAGGGGUCUACGACAAAGAUGGUGUGGGCCUGGUCCUGGUGGCUCUGGUGGCCCCUGGCGUCAUGUGGAGGGAGCGGAGCCGCGAAGACACGCAAAAGCAGAUCGAGCAGUGGUUUUUCCCACCAGCGCCCAAGGAAGGGCAGCGGCAGGGCGGCUGGAUCUUCCAUCGUGGGGCCUGGCAGGUGGCCGCGGACUCCGAAAAGCGUCCAUCAGCCGACCCUAUGGACCUCGCUUUUGCGCCGGACAGUUCCGCACUUUAUGAUGGGGCCUACAACAGCCGCUUGUUCGGCGUUGCUACUAAGGUCUCAGAGGAACUAGUUCUGGCCUCCGUGGAUCAACUGCUGCCACUGCUGCUGCUGCCUUUCCGUCCUCGUGGCUCCCUCAAGCCGCUGGUGGCACCGGCACCGAAUCUGCCAAUGCAGAAUUUGCCAGGCGGGCGCCGCCGCCGCACCCUUUGCGGGUCCCGGGUCUACGCGUAUCCGUCCGAUCCGCUUCCAGACCGUAGCCUGCUUUGCUGCAAAGUCGUGACGGCCCAGAAGCCUUCGGACGAGCUGUGGGCCAUACAUGUACCAGCAUCUGAAUCCGACAGUCGGCUGAACGGCGGGCCCACCCUGCACGUACUUUUCCUGGUGGAUGAAGCCCUGGCGACUUCGAGUUUCAAAACCGAGGUACCAACGCUGGUUCAGACUCUCACAGGCCAGUUGCAGGGCAUGACGUCCCUCGUCAUGUUCAACUCCUCUGGCGUGGACUCGCGCUUGUGCCUGCCCUUUGCCGCUUCCGACACCUUUCCCGCUCGCUUCAUGGACCGCUGGGCGAAAGCAGGGGCCCGGGGCGGAGGCAACUUGGCAGCUGGACUGCUGCACGCCUCCGACGCGAUAAUCUCCAAGCUUGCCAAGGACACAGAGGCAGAGCUGCUGUCCGCCGGGUCCCCUUGGCGCCGGCUGCGCAUUGGCAUGGGGCUCGACACUGUCACAGGCGAAGGCGCAGUGGUCCAAGAGGUCAGCUUCGACUCGCUGGGGCCAGCAUCCCUCCAGGUCAAGUGGAAGGCCAACGAAAAACUGCAGGAGUCCAGCAAGGUUGCUGUGGUCGACAGCAAGGCAGGACCCCUCCUGCGAGUGGAGUGGGCCGAGGAGCAGGCCCUUGCCUCCGAGUUCAAGCUCUCAGCAGACCUCGGCAUGCCACGGGCGCCUGAGGAUGUGGCGGCCGACACCGCCUUUGUCGUUUUCGCGCUGUCGAACUUCGAGGUUGCCAGUGCUGCCAGCGGCGACGCUAACAGGCUCUUGGCGCAAGUUUCGGAGUGCGCUGCGCAGCUGCACUGCAGCGGCUGCCGUGUCUCCAUGAUGCCUGUGGCGCUGGGCAGCGACGAGCGCGGCAGCCGUUUAGCCGCAGCCUUGCGGGCGCUUGCCACAGGAGGCACCCCAUGGCAUCAGCCUUUCUACGGCGCAGCGGCGCCAAACGAAGCAGCGGCGCUGACCGAAAAGAUGAGGGAGGAGAUGGAGGAGUGGUCGUCUCGCAAAGCACGGGGCACAGUCGCCAUCGGACAGCUGGCCGCGAAGCAUGGUGAAGGUUUUGUGGAGGAGCCUUUGGCGCUGCCCCGCUGGGUGGCCAGGCUGUCCCCGCCAGCGCUGGGCAGCGAGGCUUCGGACAUCGUUCAGGGCCAAUGCCUCCUCUUCAAGGGCGAGCUUCCCCGAAGGGAGGUCUACGUUGGAGAGGCCGAGCACAAGCUUGUAUUCUGCGAGCCGCCCCAGAUGUGCUUCGAGCUCCUGAAGGACGACAAAGCUGGCCAGGCAGUCGUGCAAGCACUCGGACGAUGUCUGCAGCUGGGAUUCGCGCUGGAAAAGGCAGCACAGCAACUUCGGUCGGCGAGCCUGGUGGCUUUAGGCCCCAUGCGGACGGAAAUCAAGAUGUGGCUUGAUCGUCUCCGCUUUGCGGCCGAGGACCUCAAGAUACAGCGUGCAACGAAGGAGCUGAAGUCCUUUGCAAGGCAGCAGGCCCCUUUAAGGGCGGCGCUCGGCGCUCGGAUGCGCGGGCUGAGCUGCAGCCUCCAACGCAUUGCCAAUGCCUUGAGUGAAGCCGCCACGCUUGACGAAGCAGCAGAACAGGAGCCUGGCGCGGCUGCUUGGCUCCGCCGGGUCUCCUCCAUGCGCUUCGGGGCGCGAGUCCUCCAGCGUGCGAAGAAGAACUUGCCGGAGGAUGGAGACGGCAUCACCGAGAAGGAGCGGUGGGCCAACGACCUCCAGACGCUCUCCAAGCUGGCUUUGGAUAGUGCUGAGGCGGCGCACGCUCCGUGCUGCUUUCUGACGGGCACCAGCUUCAUGGAGCAGCUGCGGGAGGGAGUUGGGCUCAUCAAGGAGUUCGAGACGCUAACUGCAGAAGAGGCGAUGUACGCGAUAGGCUGUGUGGGCGUUCUCAUCCGCUGCCGCCGCAGCGAUGCCUCUGACGUAGAACCCUGGCUGCUGAUCGUGGAGCACGUCUCGACGACCUGGGCCAGCUCGGCCUGUGCCGCUUUAGCUUUGGACUCCGAGCCGCUGAGGGACGAAGCGGGCGAGGUGGCCCCCGACGUGGCUGUCCUCGACCUGGACGGUUCGGAUGCUUACCGCUGGUUCACGAACUCCGCCUUGUACAAGAGGUACCUGGCCAUGGUCUUUGCCCGCAACUCGCUGUGCCAGGUCCCAGGCCAAGGCUUCGUGCUUCCAAUACUGGUUUGGGUCAAGACUGCGGAGCUCUUGAUCAACCGUCCGAUCAAGGAAGGUCAGGAGAUGUCGGCAGAGGAGCAGAAGUGGUUCCGCGAGAUGGUCCAGAUACACCAAGCGGCCGCGGCAGCCGCGCGGCGCGCCGUGCAGCGGCGGGGAGGCUCUGUGGAUGCUCUGGCGGGCGCCCUCGCAUCGCCCGAUCCCUCCGCGGCUCUCCUCACGGAAGCAGACGGUGGGCCCCAGUCUGUGUGCUUGGCGCUGGCGGCCGUGUGCUUCAGCGAAAAGGCGGCACCGCUCUGGGCCAAGCGCGGACUCGAGCGGGCCAACUCCAUGUCCUUGCAGCGCGCCCCCUCCAGGAGUCUGGAACGCAGCUCCACCGGCGGCCUCUCUGAGGAUGCGGCCUCGUGGCCAAAGCGUCUGCGGCGUCUGGCGCUGGCUAUGCUGGCGGAGGCUGUGUCUCGUGGAUGCCGUAGGUUGGUUCGGUCCCUGUGCACAGCCUCGAAGGAGCAGCCUCCCCCGAGCGAGGACGAGACGUCCAAGAAGCUGUUGUGGGACGCCCUGGGACUCGACCCGAGCUCCAUUCCGGAACUUCAGGAUGGGGAGAAGGAGCCGCCAGAGUUGGCAAAGCCGGAAGGGCAUUCAGACGACUGUGACCUCGACAGGGCAAAGCGCAGGAGCGCGCUGCUCUUUGCGCCCCAAGGGAAGUAUUUCCAGGCCGGCCUCACAAACUGCACGCCGCAAGGGAUUGUGGGCAGUCUCAUGAUCCACAUGGCCUGUCGGCUGGCUAACCGCUGGGAGGGCCAGGAGGCCACAUCCCUGCUUUGCGAGCAGUUGUGGAAGAGAGACAUCUCCAUGAAGGGCUUCGUGCGUGCGGUGAUGCCCGGGGACGCCAAUCCCGGAGCGGUGCAGGCCGCACUCUAUGCCCAGGGACUGCGCUACCACAGUGCCAAGCAGCGUCGAGGAGGUCUGGCUCCCCUCUCGGAGCCCGAGGCUGCACUCCGUGGUCUUGCACGGGAGCAGCGGCUGGGUGCGUACCUGGACAAGCUCCGUGCGAAGCUGUCGGCCGCAGCGGCCGGCCAGCGACGGGCGCGGCGCAGCGCCGAGAGGUUGGUCAUCCUGUCGACCUUCCUCCCUGAGCACCGCGGACUCCCGCGCCUCUUCAGCGCCAAGGAGAUCUCAGACCUCAAUGCCAAGCGCUCGCCGGAGGACCAGCUAGAGCUCCUCCCAACAGGGCUGCUGAAGAACCACUGCAGCUUUCCCGACUGCUCCAAGUACCUGCAAGAUCUGCGCAGCGAGACGGACCGCCUUGCGGAGGCAUCAGCGAAGAAAGGAAAGAACUUGGUUGCUGGCAGCCGCCGUGGCCUUUUCAAGCACCUGGCCCCAAUGACCUGGCGGGAGGCUGGCCAGGACAUCUACAUCCCCUGCCUCCACUCGGCUGCCCUGGGAGCAUCGGGUGUGCUCCACGACGCGCGCCGCUUCUGCCAACGGGUCUCCGACAAGCUGGACGAGCGCGUGAAAGAAAGCCAAGCCGCCGAGGCCGUGCACAGUGCCGGGUUCGCCGAGACCCUCGAGGAGUUGCGGCAAGCGCUGCACAAGCGCAACACCAGCUGA